Anopheles funestus (African malaria mosquito) is the source of this 4453-nucleotide messenger RNA. RefSeq names its product DNA excision repair protein ERCC-5 (gene mus201). The coding region runs from base 186 to 4340 and encodes 1384 amino acids. The transcript is spliced from 4 exons. Lineage: Eukaryota; Metazoa; Arthropoda; Insecta; Diptera; Culicidae. Gene Ontology annotation, biological process: nucleotide-excision repair. Gene Ontology annotation, molecular function: DNA endonuclease activity; single-stranded DNA binding. The record is from RefSeq and is a predicted model, not a curated record. Gene Ontology annotation, cellular component: nucleus.
UGUAUAAACGCAGUGUUGUGUGUUUCACAAUGUUUGUUUUUUUAUGUUUGCCGGUUGCUGUCAUUCAUGAAUAUUCCGGUUGUAGCAGCUGCGUGAAGAAUGUACAACAGAACGGCGGGAAAAUUUCAUCUCAAUAAGCAAUACGAUAAGUUUUCUUGCUUGGUCUUGUGUAAAAUCAAACAAACAUGGGAGUUUUAGGGCUUUGGAAGCUAAUCGAACAGUCGGGUAAGCCGGUUCCGCUGGAUACGUUGGAGAACAAAGUGUUGGCCGUAGAUAUAUCGAUUUGGUUGCAUCAGGUGAUAAAAGGAUUCCAGGAUUCGAAAGGUAGCGCUUUACCAAACGCUCAUGUGCUUGGUUUAUUUCACCGUUUGUGUAAAUUGAUGUACUACCGUAUCAAACCCAUAUUCGUAUUCGAUGGGGGUGUUCCAAUCUUGAAGAAACAAACCAUUGCAAAGCGUCAUCAGAGCAAAAACAACUACCAGAAUGAGGCAGAUCGUAUACAGCAACUAUUGCUUGAAACGCUGGCCAAGGAAAAAGUUGUCCAGCAAGCACUUGGAUCGGCUACGAACAUUCUUAUAUCACCUUCAAAGAAAGCGAAUACGAGCGGUGGACCUAGCACUAGCAAGCAAUCCGACCGUGAGGAGGAUCCUGAUACGAUCUUCAAACUGCCACCGAUGAAGGCUCCCGAAGAACCAAUUGAUUUGGAUCGCAGCGAUAGUUCGAUGGAUGAUAAGUCUUCCCGGCACUAUUACCAUCUGAACUUGAACGCGAUUGACGUGACCAGCAUCUACUUUAAGAAUUUACCGGCCGACGUAAGGCACGAGAUUCUGAACGACAUCAAGGAAACUCGCAAACAGUCUUCGUGGGGUAGACUUCACGAGCUACCAGUUGAGAGUGAUUCGUUUUCGUCAUUUCAAAUGAAACGCUUGCUGAAGAGACGUCAGGUUCAGGUCGAGCUCGAAGAAGCCGAGAAGGAAAUGGGUGGCAAGUGUCUCUCACUGGCCGAGUUGGAAUCUUUGCUUACCGAGGAAGGUGUAGAAACAUCAUCAAACAGAGCUGCGCAACAGAUAGCAUCAGAUGAAAAUACGCGUUUCUUGCUCGUGCGCGAUGUUCAAAAAGCGAUCGAAAAAGCAAAGGUUCGCGAAGAAGCAGAAAAGCUAGCACCGAAAGCUCCAAAAUUGCCAAAACUGUCUAAAGAGGAGUUGGCCAGUAAAGUGGGAGCCGAAGAAGACGACAAAGAGAUGGAUGAAGAGCUGCAACUUGCGAUUAAAAUGUCACUAAUGCAGGAUGAAGAUCCUCACGCAUUAAUCGAACUCGACGAAGAUGAUUUGCGCAUGUCACGGAAACAAAAGCAAGCACUCGGAAACGCUGCACAAAGCUUAGCGCGUGGUUUUAUGCUCGAGUAUGGUGGAAUGACAAAUGAAGAAUUCAACGAACUGUUGCAUCAAACGCAGGAUGUCGAUGGAGGAGACAUUAAUGAUUCGAUGUCGCAAAUGUUUGUCUAUAAUGGAGAUUCAAUUGUACAAAAUACUUUAGAGAUUGUACACGAAAUACCAGAUGAGGAAGAAAAGGUAGUGGAAGAAAAAGAGGCUCCAGAAAAAACGGACAGCGAACCGGAAACUGAAUCCGAUUCAGACUUCGUUGAUGUGCCGGAGGAUAAUUUGAACGAUUCGCAAGAAGGCAUUUCACUGCCGUUAAAUAGUACCAAUCACUUCAAGCCGCACUUUAAUCCAAUCGUUGAUUUUACUAUCGAUGAUCUGAAACAGCUAUCUGAAGCGGGAUCAUCUAAAAAAAAGGAAGUGGUGGAAGUAAUUAUUAAGCAAGAGGAUAUAGGAGUAUGCGAUAAGGACGAUAUAUUUGCCGAUAUUUUCGUUGCGAAGAAGGAAAACAUUAAUGAAGCGGAGGCUGCAGAAAAUAAUCGGUCCUCCAUACAGGAGCAACCCACCCUACCGAUGAUCAGUAUACCAAUGAAACAAGUGAAUGAUCUUCUGCAAGAAGAAAAUAGCUCAGAUAGUACCAGCAAACAGUCGAAUGCAGAAGAUCAAAACGUUCCAAAAGCAUUUCCUGGAUUAAAGAUAAAGAAAGUAGACGACAUAAAUGCUCAGCUGAAGGAAGAACUUGAAAAUCUAAAGAAAGGUCCGGCGGUGAUUGAUUUAGGAGACAUCGUUAAAGCCCCACUUUUGCCUGUGUCUGAGCCAGCUCUGCCCAGUACAGAUUUAAAAAGCAUUAGUGAGACACUCAAAAAACAGCUGGAUGAAUUAAAAGCGAAUGCAAAUUCGUUUCAAUUAGAUGAAAUUAAACUGGAUAGUGUCGAAAAGACCCAAGCGCACAACAAUGAUGAAGAUGCUGACAGUGAUGUGACUAUUAUUUAUGAUGCUGAUUUAAGCAUCCAACGAACUCCCACUAAGCAGAUUGUUCCGGGCAAUGAUCAGAUGAAAGAAACUAAAUCAUCACCGAAAGCGACCGAAGAUGCAACGGUGAUUGAAAUUGCGGACAGCCCGGCUAAGAAAGGAACUUUGGAACACUUAGUAUUGGCCCGCACACCCGGCAAAGAUUCACACAAAUCGAACGAAUCAGAAGAAUCGGUACCACACGUACCGAAACCAUUCUUCGUCAAUAAAACACCUCCUUCGUCAAAGAAAGCGAACCAAGAGGCUGGUACAGAAAAGCAAACUACUUCCGGGAAAUCUGUUUCGAAAGAGUUGUUCCCCGAGCCCGAACCGAUACCGUCGACGAGCAAACAGCCACCACCGGAUCCGAAGCCUGUCAGUGCGGAAAAUCUCAUCACCGAAAUGGCGGACACACUGAAGGAAUCUCACACACCGCUCGAGCUGAAGCGGAUGGCGCUUGAUCUGGCCCAAACAGAGCGUGAGCUAGAGCGCGAAAAGAACAAACAAUCGCGCCUGGGCGUAUCAAUAACCGAUCAGAUGCGUAACGAUUGUAUGGAACUGUUGCAGAUCUUCGGCGUACCGUACAUUGUGGCACCGAUGGAGGCGGAAGCACAGUGUGCAUUUUUGAACCAGAUCGAAAUGACGGACGGUACGAUUACGGACGAUAGUGAUAUCUGGCUGUUCGGUGGGAAGAAAGUGUACAAAAACUUCUUCAACCAACAGAAGCUCGUCCUUGAGUUUACCAUCGAAGGUAUAGAGCAGACGUUUCAUAUGGAUCGUAAAAAGCUGAUCCAGCUGGCACUGCUAGUGGGCAGCGAUUAUACGACGGGUAUUCAUGGUAUCGGUGCCGUGACGGCACUGGAAAUUUUGGCCUCAUUUCCACCGACCCCGGAAGAGGCAGAGGAAACAUCCGAGAUGAUGUCGAUGUUGUCCGGGUUGCGAAAGUUUCGUAACUGGUGGCAGCACGGCAGAACCGGUGCAUCCGGCACCAGGAUGGCACUGAAAUCGAAACUAAAAAAUAUCGACAUCGGUGAAGGGUUUCCUAGCACGGGAGUGGUCGAUGCGUACCUGCGCCCAACGGUUGACUUUAGCGAGGAAGAAUUCACCUGGGGCUAUCCGGACGCGGACCGGUUACGCGAUUAUGCGCGUCAAAAGUUUGGUUGGACGCAAACGAAAACGAACGACAUACUGUUGCCGGUGCUGAAACGUUUGGAUGAGCGAAAAUCGCAAGCAUCGAUAAAGAACUACUUCAAGGUGCAGAGUGCCAUCGGUCAAAGCAGGCUGAAGGUGAGCAAACGGGUACAGCAUGCCGUUGAUACGAUGGCGGGCAAGAUCGAUCCAAACGAGACAGUGAAAGCGAAGAAGAAAAGUCCAACAAAACCAAAGCAAUCCGGUGGUCGGAAGCGAAAGCAAACUACCGGCAAAGGAACGAUCGAAACGAUCGAACUUGAUGCAAUUGAAGAAGAAAACGAAAACGGAAAUGAAGAACAAGCCAACGGUUCGGUGGAAGUAAAGGACGGUGCAAAAGAUGAAAUAGUUGAAGCAACAAAUCCGGCCAAGAAAGGGGCGACUACUCGUAAGCGAACGACAGGUGGUGCAGGCACGUCAACAAAGCCGAAACGUGGUCGUAAAAAAGCAUCGAACGAUGGUACCGUCGAUGGCAAACAGCAGUCCGAGGCGGAACAAUCUACUUCACAACGACCCACACACUCGUUGGCAAAUAUAGGUGGAAUCAUUGCCAACAUUAACCAUCAAUCGGCUGGCAGUAUGGAACCGGCGGUGGACAGUUCGUUGGAAGCGCGAAGAAAGCGAAUCGGAAACAAGAUGCCGGACUUUAAUCCGGCCAUACCACAGCGUGUAAAGGACGAGGAGGAAAUGGUGGAACGGAAGAAACGGGCAGCGGAAUUGUUUAAAAAGCUGAAAGCUAACGAUAAGCAAAAACGGCAGUAACUGUAGGCAUUUUUACGAAUCAUUCUGCACAGAAAAAUACAAUUUAAAAUUGUUUCAUUUUAGUUCAGUUUAAUUAAUUUUAAUGUUUUUAAAUAAACUUAUUUUUCAUUUAA